AUGGCAGCAGGGUUAGCCAUAGCAAGUGCAGGAGAGCAGUACAAUGGAAAGAUGACUUGGUUCGCUGUUUUAUCUUGUAUGAUGGCUGCCAUGGGAGGAGUCAUUUUCGGCUAUGACAUUGGAAUUUCAGGCGGAGUGACCUCAAUGAAACCAUUUCUGGAGAAAUUCUUCCCUGAAGUGUACAGAAAGAUGACAGAAGACACGAAGAUUAGCAAUUACUGCAAAUUUGAUAGUCAAUUGUUGACCUCCUUCACAUCCUCACUGUAUGUUGCUGGCCUCGUUGCUUCCUUCUUUGCCUCAUCGGUCACCAAAUCGUUUGGGCGAAAGCCAUCGAUUCUUUUAGGUGGAGCAGCCUUCCUUGCUGGUGCUGCCCUCGGUGGUGCAGCGUUUAAUGUGUACAUGCUAAUAUUAGGCCGUGUCUUGCUUGGAGUUGGUGUUGGUUUUGCAAACCAGUCAGUCCCACUCUAUGUCUCAGAAAUGGCACCUCCAAGAUACAGAGGAGCAAUCAAUAGUGGUAUCCAAUUCAAUGUUGGCAUCGGCGUACUCUCUGCUAACCUUAUAAAUUAUGGCACUGAAAAGAUCAAAGAAGGUUGGGGCUGGCGAAUCUCCCUAGCCAUGGCUGCAGUCCCGGCUGCAAUCCUUACUUUAGGUGCAACUUUCCUCCCUGAAACACCCAACAGUCUCAUUCAGCGCACGGAUGACCGUGAAAGGGCUAAAGUAAUGCUACAAAGGGUACGAGGCACUGAAGAUGUCCAAGCGGAAUUUGGUGAUCUUAUCAGAGCUAGCUCAAUCUCAAAAACCAUUGAGCACCCGUUUAAGAAGAUCAUAAGAAGAAAGUAUAGGCCACAGCUAGUAAUGGCGAUAGCCAUACCGUUUUUUCAGCAAGUGACAGGAAUCAAUGUCAUUGCAUUUUAUGCUCCAAUACUUUUCAGGACAAUCGGACUAGGUGAAAGCGCAUCCCUCAUGUCUGCAGUUGUGACUGGGGUUGUGGGCACUGCUUCAACGUUCGUAUCCAUGUUCAUAGUAGACAAACUAGGGAGAAGAGCAUUGUUUCUGUUUGGUGGCGCACAGAUGUUUGUGUCACAAAUAGUGGUUGGAGGUAUUAUGGCUGCUCAGCUUGGCGACCAUGGCAGCAUAAGUAAAGCGUAUGCUUAUUUUGUUUUGACUGUGAUAUGCAUAUAUGUUUCUGGCUUUUCUUGGUCUUGGGGUCCAUUGGGAUGGUUAGUUCCGAGUGAGAUUUUUCCUUUGGAAAUUCGAUCGGCAGGGCAAAGUAUUGUUGUUGCAGUAAGCUUUCUCUUCACUUUCAUUGUUGCACAAACCUUUCUUGCCAUGCUUUGCCACUUCAAGUCUGGGAUUUUCUUCUUCUUCGGGGGAUGGGUUGUGGUGAUGACAGCCUUCGUGUACUACUUGUUGCCAGAAACCAAGAAUAUGCCUAUAGAGAAAAUGGAUAAAGUGUGGAGGGAGCACUGGUUUUGGAAGAGAUUUGUGGGGGAAAUGGAUGAGAAUAUUAAGAAUAUGGAACCUGCAUGGAACAUAAGGAAUUAA
Messenger RNA from Dovyalis caffra, 1545 nucleotides. The record is from the annotation of a GenBank genome assembly. Lineage: Eukaryota; Viridiplantae; Streptophyta; Magnoliopsida; Malpighiales; Salicaceae.